Molecule: messenger RNA, 7347 nt
Organism: Drosophila miranda
Lineage: Eukaryota; Metazoa; Arthropoda; Insecta; Diptera; Drosophilidae
Exons: 5
Coding region: 1171-4326 (1051 amino acids)
Source: RefSeq, a predicted model, not a curated record
UCCGAUCUGUUGUAGAUUUGUUUUAAUCUCUUUUUUUGCCUGUCCAAAAGUUAAAUAGAGAAAAUGGAAGGCAGGGAGGUGGUGAGAGCAGAUUUUAACAAAGUCUGAAACUUUUUCAUUACUGUUGCACAUCUGGGCUAAAGUUUGUCGUAUGGCUGGAUGACCUUAAUGCAAAAUAGGGUUUUGGCCAACUAAUACCAACUACCAACUACCAGCUACCAGCUCCUCCUCUUUCAUCUUCUGGUCCGCCCUGAGUCUCAUCAUGGCUGUGCAUUAUUAAGCGACAGCUUCUGUAUUAUUCAACACCCGUACAGACCGUGCAGCCUGGCCCAGAGGAUGUCUGUGUUCGAGUUGUAUAAUAAAUAAAAUGCAUUAUUCAUGCAAAGGCUUCAUUGUGGUUAGGCUGUUCUGUUUUUGUUUGUUGGUUUUUUUGAUCCUUUAUUGAAAUGCCAUUAGCGAAUUUCAUUGAAUUUUCAUUCUGGUCACGGCGCAGACGCGGCGUAUACGCAAUCUGGCAUUGAGGAUUGAUAUCUAUGAGGCGAAAGGUGUUCUGUUCGAGAACAAUACCAAACAGUAAUCAUCAUCAUUCCGAUUCCAGCAGAUAAUUCCAGACAAUUCCAGGCCAGAGAAUUUAUUCAUGUGAAAGUUAAGCCUAAUUAAAAGUGUUUCGGAGACAGAGAGUGCGGAGAAAAGCAGGCAGAGAAACAACGGCCAGGUGGUGAUGCAUGAAUUUAGCUGAACAACAACAGAGAAUUGGCAACAUUUCGUGGCAGGCUAUACGGCCCGGAUUCGUUUUCCGUUUUACCGUGGAGCACGCGUGUGGUGGUGUUUACCUUGGACAAGAAUAACUCGCAACGGCAUAGACACCCCAUCUCCAUCUCCCAUCCGACAAAACCCCAUCCAUCCGCGUUCUGGUUUCUGGCUUUUUCAUCGUCCUCGUCCUCAGCCUCAGCGUCAGUCGUUUUUUGUGCGGCCUCACGUUUUGGAAAAACCAUCUUUUGUGAUUCCUUGGGCGCAGCACAGCAGUUUCUAGUCGGUGGCCUACUCUGAAGUGGACUCCAUUUUUACCUGUUUCUUCCCAUUGAGUGAUUCCAAACUCUUUAAGGCAUUCCAAGAGCUUUAGGCGACUACAAGCUUUGGUAGAUAUUUUAAGAAAAUGUUUCAAUAGAGAUGGCAAAACUUUCACGACGUGCCUCGUCGUCUGCAGCAACGCCAUCAACAGCAAAAACAGCAACAGACACUGCAACAGCACCACCUCCUCCUCAUCCUAGUCAUGCCACAGGCUUGCCUCAACGCAUCACCCGCCGUGCCACCAGCAACCAUAACAACAACAACAGCAGGCCCCGAGCGGCAGCACUCAUUGAUACCAGCGCCGAUGUCCUACAGGAGACUCCAUCGCCAUCACCGACACCGCCGACGCACACCAACAGCAACAACAACACUGCCACACGAAAUGAAAGCACCGCUGCACCUGCACCCGCCCACAACACGGCCACGCCCUACAUGCCACUGCUGCCUCCGGGCGAGCGAAAUCUGACCGACGCCGAGAAUGCCGCUGAGCGAGCAAGGAUCCGGGAGGAGUUCUUCGCCACCUACGACGUGAUGACCGGCGUGAGGAUCGCGGCCACGCUGGGCGGUUUCUUUGGCCUAAUGGUGUUUCUCAUCGUGUGGAAGAGUCGGAGCAGCAGCAACGAGACCCUGAAAGUGCUGAAGGACCCCAAGAUGGCGGCAGUGGCCUCCUUGUGCAUGCAAGAGGAGGAGGAGCGCGAAAUCCAAGAGGCCAUUGUAGCAACGGGGAUGUCCAUAUACCCGGAUGAGUACGAUGCCAUGGUGUACCGCCGCCAGCGGAUGCUCUCCUUGGGCAAUGUGAGUGCCCCGCCAUUGCUGAACCGAGGCUAUCGUUGUGGAUCAGUGGGUGGCGUGGGUGCUGGUGUCCCCAUGGGCUAUAGCUAUCUCCUGGAGCCACCGCGACGCUUCUCCUACUCGGCCAUGUCCGCCGGCGGCGGUCCGCCCGGUCCCAUAGGACGUCGCAAGAGCGGCUCGGAAUCCUCGCGCAUCUUCAGCAACUAUCCCAUGGGCGGCAGUUUUGGCACCGACGACUACUUUGUCGAGACCGAGGACGAGCUGGAGCACGAGGAGUACAUGCAGAGGGAUGCUCGCGACGAGCCGGAACACCUACAUCAUCAGCGCACAGAUUCCACGCGCAGCAAGCAGGGUUUUCUGUCCGUACCCAUGGCGGGUCACGACUCACGUCGCAGCAGUGCCAUGACCUGCUGCAGCACGGACAGCUCUUACCUAGAGCGUCGCACCUCCGCCUAUACGCUGGGCAUGAGCAAUCUGCCGCCGACGCUGCAGAGGAAGCUAUCGACGGCAUCGCGCACAUCAAGUAUCGAGAACUGGGACUAUUACUACCCGGACAUCCAGGUGAUACAGCCCACGCCGAAGGCUUCGCCGUGUCCGUCGGAGCGCAGCAUUCACGAUCCCUCGAACAUGGCUAUAUCGACAUCGACGCCGCCGCGGAGCUCGUGCCUGAGUGCGCCCAGCGUUAAGCGAAAGCACAGCAUUGUCUCCUACGAUCCGGACAGUGCCCAGGCGGGACGUAAGCAGCAGAUUCAUUCGAUAAGUGCGGAUACCGUGGACGUGUAUCCCUACAACCAGACCGCGCUGGCGGACACUGUGGAACUGGGGCUGCCGCUGCCCAAGCCCAUUCAAUCGGCCCCGCCUAACAGCGCACAUCAGGCCUUCCACUUCUGUGACUCGCCCUCGGAGGAGCUCCGGUUGGGAGUGAGGCGAAAGUUGACUCUCGUGGAGCUUCAGCGGAACGAGAGCAACAACAACAGUUUCCCGUAUACGGCCAAUGCAGCGGCACCUGCGAGCACGGGUGGGGAUGGGGGUACGGGUACGGGUACUGGUACGGUGGCCACCUCCAGCAGCAUCAGCGUGGACAGUACUCCUGUGAGCUUGGACCGCCUGAAUGGGAGUCUCAGCCUUGGGACCAUUUCAGUCUCGGCCAAGGUGCCGUUGAAUGUCAAUGGAAAUCCCGAAAAAAGAGCGCCACUCGCCUCACUAAGUUCCUUUAAGAUUUCCUCGCUGGAGUGCCCCGACUCCGAGCUGCGCUCCCUCGAGGAGGACUCUGUGUUUGGGCUGGAGAGUCCCGCAGACACGGACGACGAUAUGCAGCAGUUGAGCAGCGACAGCGAGGAGCAGGCCGUGGCCAUGGCGGUCAUCGAAGCAGCUGCCGCAGCGGCAGCAAAAUCAGCAGCGGCACAGGGCCAGGGCACAUCGGUGCAGGCCGGUGGCGACCUUAAGCCCAAUCCCUUGCCCCAGGUCAUUGCUUUGAAGCGGAUGAGCUUGAGUGGCGUGGCUACGGCGGGUGGGGGAGGAACGGGCGCCCGGCCACGUCGACCGCUGCUCCAACGGCAUCGCACCAUCAGUACCGCUUCCAGCGAUCGUGUGUCUCUCAUUGGGCCACACAGUGGGCAGUCUUUGCCGCUGCAACAGUUCCAGGGCCAUGUUCUGCCAGUGACUGCCGAAGCGGUGCCUCUCGAGACACACUUUGGCGCCAUUGUAAGCCACAGUCCACCGCGCCGGGGCCCGCUGCUGCAGCAGUACAGCGAUCCGCAGAGCUUUCCCACGACGACGACAACCACAACGACCACCACCACGGAGGAUGACACUUGUUCCACACUCAACACGGAACUGGGACUCCUGGACGCAGUGGCCGGAGGUGGUGGAACCGGUGGCGGAGAGUCCAAUACCCACACACAGUACAGCAGUAUGAACACGGUGAUCAGCGUGGGUCGCUCCACUCCCAGUCCCGGUCAUAGUCCCAGUGCCAGCGCCAGCGCCACCACAAGUCCCCGGAUGGACAAUAACUAUGCGUGUUCCCAGGCCCGCGAGGCUCCGGCACUGCAACCAGCUCAACUGCCACUCAACUCUAGACUGGUGCACGAUCACGAUCCCUGCCCCUCCUCCAAGUCCGACUCGGUGAUAGCUACACGCCCUCAGAGCAUUUGUGUGCCCUCCUCCCUCAAGGACCUGAUACUGCGAAAGGGCACUGCUACCGCAGGCAUCAGCAAAAGCGCCACGAACCUAAGCCUGCCCAGCAAUGAGGUGGGAGCCAGAGCCACCACCACUUCAACAACGACUGCGACGCCCGCCGUCAUGCUAGAGCUUCCCCUGAUCAGGCUGCCAAACGACGACGAGAACGAAAACGAGAACGACAACGAGGAUGUGGACGAUGAUAAUGUGGAGGCUGGCGAAGACAAACGCGAUCCCAGCCUGCCCGGCACUUCCAGAAAAUGGUCCAAGGAGACACUCUUCUAGCCCAGUUUGAUGCCGCUGCUAGUACGCAUGCAGUUCCGUGGGCCGGGCCAGUAUUUAAGAGCUUAGCAACCGACUUUUGUAUGCAUGGUGAUGGGCUGAUGGGCUGCAGUGAAAACCGCCAAGUCAAGAUUGAUUCUACUACUGAUUCUACUGAUACAUUUAGUAUGUGAUAAUAUCGAGAAUCGGACUCUAAGAUGAUCAAGAAUGGGAUCCCUAACUAACGAUUUUUUCUUUUAAAUAGUUUCCUCAGUAUUCUCAAAGUUACUACUACUCAAUAUCUUUUAUUCUGUAAAUAUAUUCAUCCGUUAGCACAAGUUGAUCAUUAGCUGAUGAUAUUUUCUUCCGAAUAAUUUAUAAGAAUCCUUUUUAUAAUUCCUAAAUCCAAUCUUUUGUCCCUGAAGUAACCAUGUCUUUGAUGAUGGAGAGGUUUUCACUGUCGCACUGGUAAGCGCAUGGUCUGGCAGCUAAUUUCCUGGGUUGCUCAAGACCAGCCAUCAUGAAACGAGUAUUUAGGCAUAUUAAUAUUGGGAGGAUUAGAUUAAGCGCAUUUAGUCACAGUAUAAGUUAGUUUGGGUUACUCCGAGUCGGCACUGACUGACCGAUGAGUGUGUAUGCAGAUACCAGUAGCUAUAGUACACGCCUACUAUACCUAUAUGUAUAGCUAUAUCUUGAGGUUAGGAAGAAGGUUAAGAGCAGCAACAAUGUAUUCGUACUUAGAGACUGUUGUCUAUUAUUGUUAAUAGGAUUCUGUAAGUUAAGUAGUGAUACUCGGAUUUAUUUUCACACUAUCUUUAUCUACAGAAAGAGAUGAGAUGUGUACGAAUAUAUAUAUUUGUAUGCAGACAAAAGGAGUGGAAGUUAAAGUUUAUAUAUAUUUCUAUAGAUAUAUCGAUCGCCAGCAGCUAAAAUAUAUCACUCUCUCUAUCUCUAUCUAUUUCUAUCCCUGAAAUGGAAUGAAAACUGUUCUAGUGUCUUAAACAGCAGCCAAAUACUUAAAGUAUUGUAAAUUAGAAUAUAGAUUGCACGACAAGGACAACUUUUCAACGAUCAAUAUCAAUCUAUCCUUGCAACUGAAGUACUCUGACCGAAACAAGCCUAAGGACCUCGAAGGGUCUACUUAAAAAUGCCUAAAUGUCUCUUAUGUGCAGAAUUUGUAGGAACAUCUCCACAUCUCCUUCGUCCUGCCUAUUCGAACACAAAUUGUUGGUAUUAUAAUAGAGUUGUUGUCAGAAAAUAGUGUUACAAAAACGAAUAUAAAUUUAAAAAUGAAUACAAAAGAAUAUAAAGAAAAUACAUAUAUAAACAACUUCCUAACUCAUCCCACCUACGCAUCUCUAUUUUUCUAUGAAACUGCAUUUGCUCCGAAAGUGAGGAAAGCUAAAGCAGAUUAAUGUGAAGUGGAAUAUAAAUCAAAUAACUGGUAUUAUUCAAAUCAAAAUACACAGUUUGUUGUUGAAUACAACAAUUUAUUGUAUAAUAGAACUGAAUUUCGUCAAAACCCAAGCAACCGCUAGAAACGAAACUCUAGAGACUUUCUCUCACAUGCCUGAGCCUCAGCCUGAGCCUAAUUUGUACCUUUCCUAUGCAUAAGUACGAGUAUACAUAUGUAUAUGCAUGUAUAUUUAUAUACAACCAAUACUAUGUAUAGAUCGAGCCCUAUUUGAAUAUUUUUAAAAACUAGUGAGUAUUUUGUACGAUGAGAUCCGUCUCAAAUGGCGCCUAGGAAAUGGUAUUAGAAAUUGGGAAUUAAAACGGUACGAGAAUAUAAAAAAAAAUAUAUAGAAGAAAAAAAAAAUCAUCUAAUUGUUGGUUAUACAUAUGCUGAAGAUUGAAGAUGGUAAGUAAGAGUAAGAGGAAAUGAUGGUUCGCAAAUAUUGUAAUUGUAGCGUUGAUUUGUUUCAAAUGAGCAAAUAUACAUAUAAACUAAUAAUGUAGCUAAUUAUACAUAAACAUACAUAUAUAAUACAUUUAAUGAAAACAAUGAGCAAACCUAACUUGUAUAAGAUAAUGAGUAGCGGAACCAAUUGUUAAUUCUAAGCAUAACGAAUAUGUAUUUAAAAACUGAGCUGUUGUAUUACAUGAACAAUAAAAAAGAAAUGAAAUGCAGACGCGCAUAAUGAAGACAAAAUGUUGGAUGUCGUUUCCAAACAUUCAGUUAGCGAAUUUCGAAUAUAUAUACACAGAUUUACUAGUCUAGAUAUCUUUGAUUCAUUUUUGUUGCGACGUUUUCUUUUAUACUUUUGUACUAACACCAACAUUUCCGACUUUAGCCACAGUCUGGCCUGAUUUCCAUAUCCAUAUUCCAUGCAUAUAUGAUUUCCAUAUUUAUACGAGUACAUACGAGUGUAUGUACAUAUGUACGUAGCUCUGUUAAACUUGAAGAAUAAUUGAUCAAAUUGGUAAAUGAAAGCAAUUGAAAAUCGAUACAAAACUAAUAUAAGUACUAUUACAAAACAGAAUUAUUAAUGCAAAAGAUUACUUUAACGAAAGAAUUAAAAUUUUUAAAAAGUACGAGCUAUUUAAAAACCAAAACUUAGUUAAAUGUUAUAUAUACCUAUACAUAUAUAAAAGAAGAAAGUUGAUGUAAAUGUUAGCGAUAUCAAUGAGAAUUGUGACAAGUGUAAAAUAAACCAGAAGAAAAUGCAUAUACACAAAAGUCUUUGUUUCGUGCCACAGUCGUUUGUAUUUGGGAUCAAUUUGUUAGACCUAAAGAUGGUACUCGAACACUAAUCUAAGCUCCUACUGCCGCCCUCCCCACCUUAGUAUCUGUACUUGGUGGAGUAGUCCUUUGGCGAUACGACCAGACCACGACCCUUUCGUGCUCCUCGAUACACGGUCUCCACAAUGUCAAUCAUCUCCUGCUUGUCCUCCAGCGGCCAGUUGAUUUUGUUGUUGUUGCCGGUGCCCAAAUCAAUCAUGAUGUGCUUGUUCCGGAAGAAGAACAUCACCGUGCACGGAUCGUAUAAUUCGUACAUUUUGUUGAAAUCCGGCACCUCGGUUAUGUCCACCAGAUAGAUGACC